CCGCCUCCCCUUGGCGAACGGGUGCGCGUCGCGCCACGCCGUAACUGCUGCCACCACACCCCGUAGCGGCGGCGAGCGCUCACUGCUCGGCAGCCAAACCCAAGCGCGCAGCUUCUUCCGCCUUUCGCCAGGUCUGCGGGUGCGCUCUUGCCGGACCCUUCCCUCGCCGCGAACGUUGCUGCGCUUGGCGCUCCGCGGCGCGCCAUGGAGCUGCUGGUACGGGCGGCGGCCGCCGCCGCCGCGUCCUCCUCCCCGCACCCAUCGCGCCAGCUCCCCCGCCGCGCCUGCGUCUCUGGCCCCUGCCGCCCCCGUCCCCGCCGCCCCGGGUUCCCUUCGCUCCGCGCAGCUGCGGCGGCGGCGACCGCCGUGGAGCCGGAAACAAAAGAACAGCAGAAUGACACUUCAGAAACCGAGGUGUUCGCGUGCCCAGUUUGCUACGAACCAUUGAUACGAAAAGGGCCACCAGGCAUAAACUUGCCAGCAAUUUAUAGGUCAGGAUUCAAGUGUUCAAAGUGCAACAAAUCAUUUACCAGCAAAGACAUCUUCUUGGACCUCACUGUAACUUCAGGGACAAAAGAAUAUACCGAACAGAAGCCUGCUAGAACCGAGCUGUUCAGGAGUCCACUUGUCUCAUUUCUUUAUGAGAGAGGGUGGCGUCAAAACUUCAAUCGGAGUGGCUUCCCUGGUCUUGAUGAAGAGUUUCAUAUGGCUCAAGACUAUUUCCAACCUGUUGCUGGUGGUAUCCUUCUUGAUGUCAGCUGCGGAAGUGGCUUGUUUACUAGGAAAUUUGCAAAAUCUGGGACAUACACAGCUGUGAUUGCUUUAGACUUCUCUGAGAAUAUGCUCCGACAAUGUUAUGAAUUCAUUAAGCAAGAGGAUACUCUCCUUAAUGCGAAUCUGGCACUUGUGAGGGCAGAUAUUUCAAGGCUCCCUUUCGCUUCUUGUUCAGUAGAUGCCAUUCAUGCUGGAGCUGCUAUCCAUUGUUGGCCCUCACCCUCUAAUGCGGUAGCUGAAAUAAGCCGUGUCCUGAGACCUGGUGGUGUGUUUGUGGGCACAACUUUCUUAUCCUCUCCCAGGAACAACCCAUUCUCUGUUGAAGCAUUAAGGCCACUGAGAAUGAUUGUUGGACCAGUUAACACCAGCUACAAUUACUUCACCGAAGGAGAGCUAGAGGACUUGUGCAAAUCGUGUGGCCUUGUUAACUACACCAGUAAGGUUCAGAGGUCAUUCAUCAUGUUCUCCGGUCAAAAACCAUACUGAAGAAAUCUCUCCAACCUUUACUAUUUCUUUAGGGUUAUUCCUUGUAAAAUGCAAUUACUUGAAUUCCAAACAUUUACAUCUCAAAUAGAGAAUAAUGUGCCUAGGGUUCCUUAUUUUUUGUAUAGAUGCAUGUUCCUGAAUGUAUUCAAAACAAAGAUGUAUGAAAAUGCAUUUUGCGGAUUCUUGAAAGAAACACUACCACUCUA
Panicum hallii is the source of this 1466-nucleotide messenger RNA. RefSeq lists its product as uncharacterized. The transcript is spliced from 7 exons. Lineage: Eukaryota; Viridiplantae; Streptophyta; Magnoliopsida; Poales; Poaceae. The record is from RefSeq and is a predicted model, not a curated record. Gene Ontology annotation, molecular function: S-adenosylmethionine-dependent methyltransferase activity. Bases 205 to 1260 code for a protein of 351 amino acids.